Molecule: messenger RNA, 669 nt
Organism: Ostreococcus tauri
Lineage: Eukaryota; Viridiplantae; Chlorophyta; Mamiellophyceae; Mamiellales; Bathycoccaceae
Product: Thioredoxin-like fold
Exons: 1
Coding region: 1-669 (222 amino acids)
Source: RefSeq, a predicted model, not a curated record
AUGCCCGCGAUCGAUCUUCGCGCGCGCACGCGCAACGCGAAGCCGAGACACGACGCGCGCGUUGAUUUUUCCCACCCGCCGCGGUCGACGAAACAGAGCGAGGCGUCGACGAGCGACUCGGAGGAGGCGAGGCGGAGGAGACUCCUGGGCGAGGCGCUCCUGCGGCUCGACGCGCGCGUGUUCGGGGCGCCUUGGUGCGAAAGAUGCCGACAGCAGAAGGAAUUGCUCGCGGAGUUGAUUCCAAAGAAGUGGUCUAGAUUGUACGUCGAUUGCGGGCGGGCGUCGAGGUGCUUGGCGUGCACGAAUUGUAAGACGACGCCGACGUGGCGCGUCAACGGACGGCGAUACCCGGGAGCGUUCGACGUGGACACGUUGACGGAAUUAGUCGGCCUACAGGCCCAGGGAUCGCGGCAGGAGGUGACCGAUCGGGUUAUUGACGCCGUUGACGCGGGUGACCCGCUCGGUGGGCUUAAACUCGGAGAUCUACCCGUGGGCGGACGCGACAGGCGCCACGCUCGAAGGAGCGGAUGGGCCAAGCGCGCCGCGGUACGGCUCGCCUCGCUCGGACGGGGUAAGUUUUGGUGCGAGUUCGGGGAGUUAUUCACCGAGUCUGUCGCCGACGUCGCUAGACGAGCCGCCAAGGAGGGUCGGGCGCUCGCACCGAUGUGA